GCCGGGCUCGCGCAUCCCCUCAGAGCCGCCGCCAUGGACAGCAGCGGCAAGGAGCGCGAGGCCGUGCAGCUCAUGGCCGAGGCCGAGAAGCGGGUCAAGUCCUCGCACUCCUUCCUCAGGGGCCUCUUCGGAGGAAAUUCAAAGGUAGAAGAAGCCUGUGAAAUGUACACCAGGGCUGCAAACUUGUUCAAGAUCGCCAAAAACUGGAAUGCUGCAGGAAAUGCAUUUUGUCAGGCAGCCAAGCUCCAUAUGCAACUACAGAGUAAACAUGAUGCAGCCAUCGGUUUUGUGGAUGCUGGGAAUGCUUACAAAAAGGCAGAUCCACAAGAGGCUAUGAACUGCUUAAAUGCAGCCAUCGAUAUUUACACAGACCUGGGCCGAUUUACUAUUGCUGCCAAGCAUCACAUCACCAUUGCAGAGAUUUAUGAGACUGAGCUGGUAGACAUUGAAAAGGCAAUUGCACAUUAUGAACAAGCUGCAGAUUACUACAAAGGAGAAGAAUCCAACAGUUCAGCUAACAGGUGUCUGCUGAAGGUGGCUGCAUAUGCUGCUCAGUUAGAGCAGUAUCAGAAGGCAAUUGAAAUCUACGAGCAGGUUGGAACAAAUACCAUGGAUAAUCCUUUGCUCAAGUACAGUGCAAAAGAGUAUUUCUUUAAAGCUGCUCUCUGCCACUUCAUUGUGGAUGAGUUGAAUGCUAAGCUUGCUCUGGAGCCGGAGCACAGCUCCAAAGUCCUGUCUCCUUCAUCACUCCAACCACCUUUCCCACAAUAAUAUGCUGGGCUAAUUUCUCUUUGAGUAUUGGCCUGGCCAUAGCAAAGAAAUCAUUCUUCUGCAGAGAGUUAAUAAACUUUUCCCUACUGAUGAUGGCUCCCUCUGCUUUCUCAGUCUCCUUGACCACACAGGCUUCUACACUGCAGUCACAGUUCUGUCCUCUUGGACCAACUCCGUAGAUGUGAAGACAUCUCUGGCAUGAUGACAUUCAUUCCAUUUUUGCCUCUCAAUAGAGCUGUCCCUUGGGUAGGGCGAAUUGAGGUGACCACCCCGGACCCCACGCUUUGGGGGGCCCCACACCUCGAUAAAAUCAGCACUGUCCCAAUGUUUGGCCCUUUGUCCCGCAUCCCAACCGAUAUACAACCAGGAUGCCAUUUGUCCCGAUAUUCAGAUGAGGAGGUGAGGUGGGAGGUGAGUGGGCAAGUGGGCUGAAGAGGCAAACAGGGAGGUGAGCAUCAGGUAGGCAGGCAGGAGGGAGGUGAGGAGGCAAGCAGGUGGAUGGAUGGCAAGGAGAAGAGCAGCGGUCAGGCAGAUGGGGACGCGCACUGAACGGAUGGUGAGGAGACUAGCAGGAAGGCUGAUUUGUCCUGGGCCCCACACUCCCCUAGUGACAGCCCUGCCUAUCAAACUGUUCUUUCUGCAUCUCUGGCAAGGGUUGACCCUUGUGCCCAGAUGUCCCACCUGGGCUCAUUCUCUAGCAUCUGUUCUCUAUUCUCUCCCUUGGUUACCGUUUUUCAUCCUUUAACAUUGCCACAGUUACUCUGCUGACUGUACAAAUGAAUCAUCUGUAUAGCACAUUGUCUUGUGACAACUGAAAUGACUCUGCCUACCUUGACCAAGUUAACUGUUUUCAGCUAAAUGUCUCAAAGGCAAGAAGUGGGAAGAAAAGAAGCAUCCUGUCUUUUAUCUCUCUCCCUUCCUUGAGUCCAUUCCAUUUGCCUUCAUGGUCCACAAUCUUGGCAUUGUCCUGUACUCUGUAUGGGCUCCACAAACCUGUGCACAGUGGGUUUGCACUGAAGUGCAACUCGCAUCUAAAGAACAGGACAUAUAUCCCAAAGUGAAUUCCCAGAUCCAUGGCCAUACUUGCAUAUUCAUUAGUGCACCUAAGUUUGCAUGCUCAGGCCUAACCGGACAUCCGCAUCAGGCAGCUGGACACACAUAUAUAUAUUUAGAUGCCUUCACUUCAUCUAUUCAGUUUAUGCACACAAUUGCAGUAAGUUGCACUCAAAAGCAAGCACAUGAAUGGACAGGCAGAAAAUGUGCAUGGAUCUAGGACCUUACUGUAUAAAAAAAUCUGACCUUUAAGCUCUCUGCAUUUUAUCCAAAUCCCCAUCUGCAAAAUAAUAGCUGUAAAUAAUUACACCUCAGUAAAUGUGAGUUUUAACUAACGUCAGUAAAACACUUUCUGAUUCUCAAAUGAAGUAUUUCUACUUUAUUACAAAGAGGUCAAUCAACUCAGUAUCAAUUGUGCUUUGUGUAAAAGUUGCUAGCCCCAGAAAAGGGG
This is a messenger RNA of Gopherus flavomarginatus (Mexican gopher tortoise), 2275 nucleotides long. RefSeq names its product NSF attachment protein beta (gene NAPB). The record is from RefSeq and is a predicted model, not a curated record. Gene Ontology annotation, biological process: SNARE complex disassembly; synaptic transmission, glutamatergic; intracellular protein transport. Gene Ontology annotation, molecular function: syntaxin binding; soluble NSF attachment protein activity. NCBI's taxonomy places the organism in Eukaryota, Metazoa, Chordata, Testudines, Testudinidae. Bases 34 to 771 code for a protein of 245 amino acids. The transcript has 9 exons. Gene Ontology annotation, cellular component: synaptobrevin 2-SNAP-25-syntaxin-1a complex; vacuolar membrane; terminal bouton.